UCUCGCUCCCGUCGCCCACUCUUCUUCUUUCUCUUUUGCUUCAGUUCCUUUUGUUACUCUUGGCAGAGGGGCUUAUUGUUUAAUAUACACGGUAUUCGUCGCUUCCGUCAUCCAUAAUGCCCUCCCUAUUCAGCCCUUCUUCACCUGACAGGCCCAAAACCCGACGCUGGUCGUCAGCCAUGCCACAGGGGCCUCCGCCACCCUCGUCACCGGAGCAUCGAAGGAAACCACCGAGGCUAUCGUUUCAUAAGAGCAUCUCCAUGACAAACGUAUUCGAACCACAACAGCAACAAUCAAAUCAGCAGCAACCAACAACCCCAGCCCGGAAAAUGCGCAAUCGACUAUCUUCGUUCCUUACCACAUCACCGAUCAGCCUUCGUAGCAGUAGCCAUAAUUCAUUGGACAAAUUGACAGAAGAACCACCACAGCCGUCGGUAUCAGCACCUUCACCAUUCGAACACGAUAUCUCUUCACCUUGCUCAAACACUACCACCGCAUCGUCAUCAUCUGAUGACUUUUUGGCUUCCCCUUACGAGGACUACCAUGUGACCUCGCCAACGCUACUACAUUCGGAAAAUGCUUAUGUAAAAAAGCCCAUGGGGCUUGCACAAAUGGUACAGACUGAGCUCGGAUGCAUCAUGGAGCAAGUAGACGAAGAGAUCGAGCAAGAAUGGGAGCAUAGUCGUCGGAUACUACGUCAAUCACUUUCCAUGCCCGUUACAUUGUCGUCGGGACUUUAUAAAUAAAACUUUCUUUUUUCGUUUGUUUGUGUUGUUGUACACACACAGACCUCCUGUGGAGUAUUUUUAGUAAAACGAUGGUUUAUUUUGGCACAAAUAACACUAGCGGGGACGGAGGAAGCCAAUAAAGUAGACAGACCUUGGCAUUAGAGUUACCCAAUCGCCUGCAAUUGUAA
Zychaea mexicana is the source of this 916-nucleotide messenger RNA. RefSeq lists its product as uncharacterized. NCBI's taxonomy places the organism in Eukaryota, Fungi, Mucoromycota, Mucoromycetes, Mucorales, Lichtheimiaceae. The record is from RefSeq and is a predicted model, not a curated record. The transcript has a single exon. The coding region runs from base 117 to 746 and encodes 209 amino acids.